CGAAGGUGGAUGGUCACGAAUCGCGAAACCAAAAUUUCAUUUCAUAAUGGUUUCGAAGGACGGGUGGAAUGUCAGAGAUCAGGUCUUUUAGGAUAUGUCUUGAAUUAUUCUUGGGUUUUAGCUACAUGGGCACAGUACAGGGCCAUGCUGUAUGGAGGAAGUUUGUGGUUUCAGUGUUAUAUAAAAUACAAGCAAAAAUAUAAGAGCUCUGGUUUCUUCUUUCACAUCCACUUUUUACGUGGUGCAGAGGAGGGCUUAAAUCGCAACCUCAACAGUCGCUUUAGAUUAAGCAGAUUUGAGAAUCAUGUUUCUUUAGUAAUUUAGCUGAAUAGCUGCCUUAGUUUGCCACGUGUGUGGUUGUGAAUAUCAGUUUCCAAGACUCCUGAAGAGUUCAUUGGGACUGUAACAGAAGAGGCUGAACAGCCAAUUUCUACUAGCUUGAGGAUCCUCGCUGGAUUGUUCAUCCAUUUUGAGAGGAGGGUACGAGGCAGCAGUAAGAAUUUCACUGCUUCACACCCACCUGAGCCCUUAAUCCAUGGCUGCCACGGUUUCAACCAUUGGAGCUGUUAAUAGAAUAACGUUAAACAACAGUAACUAUGGGGGUUUAGUGCCGAACUCUGCUUUUUUGGGCAGCACGUUGAAGAAGGCUAGUUCCAGAUUCACCACCCCAAAUAUGGUGACUGGAAACUUCAAGAUUGUUGCUGAGGACGAUGAGGAGAAGCAGACCGAGAAAGACAGAUGGCGAGGCCUUGCUUUCGAUACUUCUGAUGACCAACAAGACAUUACCAGAGGAAAGGGACUGGCGGAUUCUCUUUUCCAAGCUCCCAUGGGGACAGGAACUCACUAUGCUGUCAUGAGUUCAUAUGAAUAUGUUAGUGCUGGACUUCGACAAUACAAUUUCGACAAUAAUGUGGAUGGAUUUUACAUAGCUCCAGCUUUCAUGGACAAACUUAUGGUUCAUAUUGUCAAGAACUUCAUGAGCCUGCCGAACAUUAAGGUUCCUCUCAUUCUGGGUAUUUGGGGAGGCAAAGGUCAAGGGAAGUCUUUCCAGUGUGAGCUUGUCUUUUCCAAGAUGGGAAUCAACCCUAUCAUGAUGAGUGCUGGGGAAUUGGAAAGUGGGAAUGCAGGAGAGCCUGCAAAAUUGAUCAGGCAAAGAUAUAGAGAGGCGGCUGAUAUCAUCAAGAAAGGGAAAAUGUGCUGCCUUUUUAUCAAUGAUCUUGAUGCUGGAGCUGGAAGGUUUGGUGGGACCACUCAAUACACAGUGAAUAACCAGAUGGUAAAUGCUACUCUUAUGAACAUUGCUGACAACCCAACCAAUGUGCAGCUACCAGGCUUAUAUAACAAAGAAGAAAAUCCUCGAGUUCCAAUCAUAGUAACUGGUAAUGACUUCUCGACAUUAUAUGCCCCCCUCAUCCGUGAUGGUCGUAUGGACAAGUUCUAUUGGGCUCCGACUCGAGACGACCGUAUCGGUAUCUGUACUGGAAUAUUUAGGACCGAUGGUGUGUCUAAGGAGGACAUUGUCAAACUUGUUGACACCGUCCCAGGGCAGUCAAUCGACUUCUUUGGUGCUGUGAGAGCUCGAGUUUAUGAUGAUGAAGUUAGAAAGUGGGCAGCGGGAGUUGGAGUGGAGAGCAUUGGAAAAAAGCUUGUUAACUCAAAGGAAGGUCCCCCAACAUUUGACCAACCUAAAAUGACACUCGAAAAGCUGCUCGAAUAUGGCAACAUGCUCAUCCAGGAGCAAGAGAAUGUGAAGAGAGUAAGAUUGGCUGACAAGUAUUUGAAAGAAGCUGCUCUUGGAGAUGCAAAUGAGGAUGCUGUUCAGUCAGACACUUCUUAUGAAGCGGCUGGAAAUGCGAAUGAGGAUGUUGUUCAGUCAGAAACUUCUUAUGAAGCUGUUGGAGAUGUAAAUGGGGAUGCUGUUCAGUCAGAAACUCCUAAUGAAGCUGUUGAAGAUGCGAAUGCGGAUGUUGUUCAGUCAGAGACUUCCAAUGAAGCUGCUCUUGGAGAUGCAAAUGAGGAUGCUGUUCAGUUAGGAACUUCUUAUGAAGCUGCUCUUGGAGAUGUAAAUGAGGAUGCUGUUCAGUUAGAAACUUCUAAUGAAGCUGCUGGAGAUGCAAAAGAAGAUGUUGUUCAGUUAGAAACUUCAAAUGAAUGUGCUGGAGAUGCAAACAAGGGUGAUGUUCAGUCAGGAAUUUCAUAUGAAUCAAUGGAGGAAGAGCAGCGCAACAAGUUAAUAUCACUGUUCCUGAAAGCUGUGCAGAUUCAUCUGCAAAAGACCAUGUCCCAACAGCCAGAAUCCACAACAAAAGCUGCCAGUUUUGACUCUUAGGAAUUUUUUACAUGUACUGAUUAUAUACCAAUGCUUUUUGAUGAAGCAAAUACCAUUAUGCUCCAGUAUUGUACAUUGUUGUUGUAAUAAAACUUCACCGUUAGCUUAA
Molecule: messenger RNA, 2438 nt
Organism: Momordica charantia (bitter melon)
Lineage: Eukaryota; Viridiplantae; Streptophyta; Magnoliopsida; Cucurbitales; Cucurbitaceae
Product: ribulose bisphosphate carboxylase/oxygenase activase, chloroplastic
Cellular component (GO): thylakoid; chloroplast stroma
Molecular function (GO): ATP binding; ribulose-1,5-bisphosphate carboxylase/oxygenase activator activity; ATP hydrolysis activity
Source: RefSeq, a predicted model, not a curated record